Molecule: messenger RNA, 1425 nt
Organism: Phaeoacremonium minimum UCRPA7
Lineage: Eukaryota; Fungi; Ascomycota; Sordariomycetes; Togniniales; Togniniaceae
Product: putative catalase-3 protein
Exons: 3
Coding region: 1-1425 (474 amino acids)
Biological process (GO): response to oxidative stress; hydrogen peroxide catabolic process
Cellular component (GO): cytosol
Molecular function (GO): heme binding; catalase activity
Source: RefSeq, a predicted model, not a curated record
AUGGACGGCUUUGGUGUGCACACAUACCGCUUCGUGACAGAUGACGGAUCCUCCAAGUUCGUCAAGUUUCAUUGGAAGACAAAGCAGGGCAAAGCAAGUCUAGUGUGGGAAGAAGCGCAAGUUCUAUCUGGCAAGAAUGCCGACUUUCACCGGUCAGAUCUCUGGAAUGCCAUCGAGUCUGGAAAUGGCCCUGAAUGGGAGCUAGCUGUCCAGAUCGUGGAUGAAGACGAAGCACUAGCUUUUGGUUUCGAUCUCCUCGAUCCUACAAAGAUCAUUCCCGAGGAGCUUGCUCCUCUCCAUGCCAUUGGUCUCCUGAAGCUGGAUGAAAAUCCUACGAAUUAUUUUGCCGAGACAGAACAAAUUAUGUUCCAACCCGGUCACAUUGUCCGAGGUAUCGACUUCACAGAAGAUCCUUUGCUCCAAGGUCGGAUCUUCUCGUACCUGGAUACGCAGAUUAAUAGACACGGCGGGCCAAACUUUGAGCAGCUUCCGGUCAACCGUCCUCGAGUCCCUUUCCAUAAUAACAACCGAGAUGGGGCUGGUCAAAACCUGAUCCACAAGAAUAUCUUUCCUUAUUCACCUAACACCCUGAACGGUGGUUUCCCAGCUCAGGCGGACCAGGCAAAUGGAAGAGGUUUCUUCACUGCUCCGCGGCGCCAAGCGAGCGGCAAUCUCGUCAGAGCCCUUCCCGGAUCGUUUGAUGACCACUGGUCCCAGCCACGACUGUUCUACAACUCUCUGACACCGGUAGAGCAACAGUUCUUGAUCAACGCGAUCCGUUUCGAGACUAGCCACCUCAAGUCUGCUCAGGUGAAAGAGAAUGUUCUUACUCAACUCAACAGGGUCAGUCAUGAGAUUGCCGUUCGCGUCGCUGAUGCUUUGGCUCUGACGGCUCCCGCCCCUGAUCCGACUUACUAUCAUGAUAACAAGACAGCAUUCGUCUCAAUUGUGAACAACACUCUGCCGACGGUCGCAACAUUGCAGGUUGGCAUCCUCGCUACAACCAAGUCGCCCUCGUCCAUAUCAGAUGCUGCCGCUCUGAAGGCUCGGUUCGGUAACGAUGGCGUCGAAGUUACUGUAAUUGGUGAGACCUUGAUCGACGGGAUUGACCAGACUUAUUCUGCAGCUGAUGCCACAUCCUUCGAUGGCAUCGUCGUAGCAGCUGGUGCAGAAGAGCUAUUCAAGGCAGGGUCGGCUUCUACCUUAUAUCCUAUUGGUCGUCCUAAUCAAAUUCUCCUCGACGGCUAUCGCUGGGGCAAGCCUGUCGGCGCUUUAGGUUCGGCCACGGCGGCUCUUGGGUUGGUUGGGAUUGGCGAGACUCCAGGAGUGUUUGCUAAUAGCACCGAUGUCGAGGGAUUUGUGUCUGUUUUCGAGACGGGCCUGAAGACGUUCAAAUUUAUCGAUCGCUUCCCACUUGACUCUUGA